AUGCUGUUUAUGUUCAGAAAUGGCAAGGGGAUCUGGAGAUUAAGAUGGAAACUACUCAUGGUAUUCGCUAUAGUGAUUGUAUUGGUGAAGUCUAUAUCCACGAUAAGGUCCAAUUCUCAAAAUGACCUCCAAACAAGCUCUUCAUCAUCAAGAGUUGAUAAGGAACAGCCUGAAAACCAGCAAAUAGAUACAAAAGAUAAUGAAAAGGAAGCUAGGAUUAAUUGGAGCCCUCAUGGUAAGAUCAAUAUCAAUAAUGAAGAUGCUGCUGGUGUGAAACCUGACGAGAAAGCUGAAGCUGAUAAGAUAAAGGCUCCUGAUGUGCCUGUUUAUAAUGAUGAUGGGGAUUAUCCACUACCAAAAUAUGACAAAAUUCUUAAUGAAAAGGAAGGAUGA
Hansenula anomala is the source of this 393-nucleotide messenger RNA. RefSeq lists its product as uncharacterized. The coding region runs from base 1 to 393 and encodes 130 amino acids. NCBI's taxonomy places the organism in Eukaryota, Fungi, Ascomycota, Saccharomycetes, Phaffomycetales, Wickerhamomycetaceae. The transcript has a single exon. The record is from RefSeq and is a predicted model, not a curated record.